UAAUAAUAAAAAGUUUCGAACCUUCACUUUUCAUUUUCAUUAUUUUGCACACUCUCUGACUCGAACACUUCUCUUCUACCAAAUCAAAACUAAAUGGAGGACCAUCAUCAUCAAAACCACCCACAGUACGGUAUAGCGCAACCAUCACCUCUUCAUUUCUCAUCUGAUCUCUUCGGCUUCAACCUCAUUUCGGCACCGGACCAGCACCAUCGUCUUCAUCAUAUGACCGACCAUGAGAUAAGUUUUUUGCCACGUGGCAUACAAGGUCUUACGGUGGCUGGAAACAUCAGUAACGCUAUAGUAGCGAGCACAAGUAGUACUCGUGGUGGGUUUAGUGGCUUUACCGACGGGGGAGGAACAGGGAGGUGGCCGAGGCAAGAGACGUUGAUGUUGCUAGAGGUCAGAUCUCGUCUUGAUCGCAAGUUCAAAGAAUCCAAUCAAAAGGGUCCUCUUUGGGAUGAAGUUUCUAGGAUUAUGUCGGAGGAACAUGGGUACACUAGGAGUGGCAAGAAGUGCAGAGAGAAGUUCGAGAAUCUCUACAAGUACUACAAAAAGACAAAAGAAGGCAAAGCGGGUCGACGUCAAGAUGGUAAGAACUAUAGAUUCUUCCGGCAGCUUGAAGCGAUCUACGGCGAGUCCAAAGACUCGAUUUCUUGCUAUGACAACACGCAGUUCCUAAUGACUAAUGCUCUUCACGAUUUUCACGCUCCCAACAUUCAUCAUAACGCUGUCCCUCAUCAUCAGAAGCCCUUGAGCAAUACUCAAAGCCUUAGCAUUUCUAACAAUUUGAACUCCUCCUCGGAGUUGGAUCUAACUUCCUACUCUGAAGGAAACGAAUCUACUAGAGGGAAGAGGAUGAAUUGGAAGGAAAAGAUCAAGGAAUAUAUUGGUAUUCAUAUUGAGAGGUUGAUAGAGAAGCAAGAUUUUUGGCUUGAGAAGUUGAUGAAGACUGUGGAAGACAAAGAACAUCAAAGGAUGGUUAGAGAAGAGGAAUGGAAAAGGGAUGAAGCAGCAAGAAUCGACAAGGAACGUCUGUUUUGGACAAAGGAAAGGGAGAGGAUGGAAGCUCGGGAUGUCGCCGUGAUCGAGGCCUUGAAGUACCUGACGGGAAAGGCAUCGAUAAGGCCGAACUCUUCAUCCCCUACAGAGAGGAUUCAUGGGAACAUAAGCGAUCAAACGAUGGCAGAUGAAGAAAAUAAGAGCAAGAUGGAGAAAAAAGAAGUAAAUAAGAAAAGGAAAGAGACUUGGUCAAGCCACGGUGGGAAUCAUUCGAGAAUCAAAGACAGUAUGAUGAUAUACCAAAAUCAAGAAACUAGAAUUAACGAUUGUAGUCGAGAUGAUGAGCAAGGCCACCAUGAAGGUUAUAUACCUUCAAACUCCAAGGAAGGAAACCCUAGCUGCGACAUUGCCAUGCCGGCUAGUCCUACAAACUGUUUUCCAUUGCUCGUUGGAGAUGGAGAUCAAAACUCGUGGGAGGGUUAUGGUUUGAAGCUAAGGAAAGAAGAUAAUCCUCAGUAAAGGUAGCUACUUAUGCCAUUCUCAGAAUGAAGAAUAAACGGUACUUAAUUAGGAAAGAUGUCAUGCGUGGCUAAACCGUGAGGAAUAAAUAACAGUGAAAUUAGUAUAAGAUAAAAAGACUUUAUAUAUAUUAAAUUAGGGGUUAACCAAUGAUAACGUUUAUUUACGACCAAUGAUCAUGUAUUUAAUUGGUUUUGUAAACUAAAAUUUGUAUUGUCUAAAUAUUAAAUCCUUUUUUCUA
Molecule: messenger RNA, 1759 nt
Organism: Camelina sativa (false flax)
Lineage: Eukaryota; Viridiplantae; Streptophyta; Magnoliopsida; Brassicales; Brassicaceae
Product: trihelix transcription factor PTL-like
Source: RefSeq, a predicted model, not a curated record